AUGAAAGGCCUCGAUACCCUCCUCGACCUCCUCGCAAACACCAAGCUCGAACCGACCGCCCAGCCGCUUACCGACGAAAUCGCCGUCUUCACAGCCGCAUCCGACGGAUUCAAUAAAGCUAAUACAAACGCGACCGUCAAAGAAUCCCUCCAACGACUCGCACCCGUGGUCCAAAAAGCUCUCGAGAAUAACCUGCGUGUAAGAGGGUACGUAAGUACUGUCAUAACAUGUCCUUACGAUGGUGCCACCGACCCCCAACGCGUGCGAGACGUGACCAAGGAACUCGUUCAAAUGGGGUGCUACGAGGUUAGUUUGGGGGAUACGGUCGGCACGGGCACGCCGGAGAGUAUGAAACGGAUGUUGAACGAGGUCGUGAAGGAUACCAAAGUGGAAUUAUUGGCUGCCCACAAUCAUGAUACGUUUGGGAUGGGUAUUGCGAAUGUUAUGACUGCAGUCGAGGCUGGGGUAAGAACUGUUGAUAGCUCGGUCGCCGGCCUAGGCGGAUGUCCUUAUUCACCAGGUGCGACAGGAAACGUGGCUACAGAGGACGUCGUUCAUGCUCUCCAUGGAUGCGGCUACCAAACCGGUAUUAAUCUACACGAACUCGUCCGAGUUGGAGCAUGGAUCUCCAAAGAGCUCAAGCGUGACAACUCGAGUCGAGCAGGGAAAGCCCAUCUGGCGAAAGAAGUGCGAGGAAAAGGGGGGCGCGAGGUCAAGUCUUUGGAGUAG
Messenger RNA from Rhizoctonia solani, 729 nucleotides. Its product is annotated as 3-hydroxymethyl-3-methylglutaryl-CoA lyase. Gene Ontology annotation, biological process: L-leucine catabolic process; ketone body biosynthetic process. Gene Ontology annotation, molecular function: hydroxymethylglutaryl-CoA lyase activity. Lineage: Eukaryota; Fungi; Basidiomycota; Agaricomycetes; Cantharellales; Ceratobasidiaceae. Bases 1 to 729 code for a protein of 242 amino acids. The record is from RefSeq and is a predicted model, not a curated record. The transcript has 7 exons.